AGGGUUUCUUUUGAGGGCCGUACUAAUACGUUUCUCUAAAUUCGUUCAUGUAGGCUUGGCUAACUCCGAAACUUGGUGAAGAAGAAGAGUAGCUCAAGAGAUCUGAUUGAGAAUUACAGAUCCCAAUCGCAUUGAACUGAACAACGCCAUGGUUCUAUUGCUGUUAGAUCCUUUUCUCAAUGAGCUUACUAGCAUGUUCGAGCGAAGCACCGACAUUGGUUCUGUUUGGGUCACCCUUAAACGAUCACCUUUGAAAUCUCAUGUGCAAAAGAAUAAGAUGAAAUCUUCUGGAGAAAUCCUCGAAUUUCGAUGCCUUAUUCGCGCAACAGACGGGAAGAAGACGAUUUCUACUUCGGUUGGGGCGAAGGAUCAUAUGCGCUUUCAAGCUUCAUAUGCCACUAUCCUAAAGGCCCACAUGACAGCUCUAAAGAAGAGGGAGAGAAAAGAAAAGAAAAAAGCCAUGGAGACUGAUAAGAAAGAGGCAGAUCUGAAGAACCCCAGGAAGGUGUAAAGAAAGCCUCUGUAAAGACUAUAAUAGUGCCUUUUGCCUUCGUCUUACACACUAAUCACCCAGAAAAGUAGAUUUUUUUUUUGUUCAAUUGCACAGGGAUUAAAGCUUUCAUGAUUUUGUUAUGCUGGUUGUUUUUUUUUGAUAGUUAUAUUAUUUGAUAUUGAAGCAUUUUGAUGAGAUUUUUGAUAUGAUUUUCAGAAAAAAUCGUUCUAAAGUUUGUCUCUUGUAGAAUUGAAAAACACUGCUUGAUAUUAUUAAAUGAGCUUAUUACUGGUUA
This is a messenger RNA of Cannabis sativa, 788 nucleotides long. Its product is annotated as signal recognition particle 14 kDa protein. Gene Ontology annotation, cellular component: signal recognition particle, endoplasmic reticulum targeting. Gene Ontology annotation, biological process: SRP-dependent cotranslational protein targeting to membrane. Gene Ontology annotation, molecular function: endoplasmic reticulum signal sequence receptor activity; 7S RNA binding. The transcript has 4 exons. The record is from RefSeq and is a predicted model, not a curated record. Bases 149 to 511 code for a protein of 120 amino acids. Lineage: Eukaryota; Viridiplantae; Streptophyta; Magnoliopsida; Rosales; Cannabaceae.